Molecule: messenger RNA, 2161 nt
Organism: Phanerochaete carnosa HHB-10118-sp
Lineage: Eukaryota; Fungi; Basidiomycota; Agaricomycetes; Polyporales; Phanerochaetaceae
Exons: 10
Coding region: 13-909 (298 amino acids)
Molecular function (GO): phosphoglycolate phosphatase activity; alkaline phosphatase activity
Source: RefSeq, a predicted model, not a curated record
UAGAAAUCGAUCAUGGCACAGAAGCUCUCGACGGAGGCCCACUACAAGUCUCUCGUCGACCAAUACGACACCUGGUUGUUCGACUGCGACGGUGUGCUCUGGGAAGGCAAUCGCCUGAUUUCAGGUGCGACCGAGGUGCUCGCGUACCUGAGGAAGAUCGGAAAGUCCGUGCUGUUUGUCACGAACAAUGCGACCCAGUCCCGCAAGAGCUACAAGGCCAAGUUUGACAAGCUUGGCGUCGAGGCACAUGUCGACGAGAUUUUCGGCUCGGCAUACGCGGCCGCUGUCUACCUUUCCACGGUGCUGAGCUUUCCGAAGGACAAGAAGGUGUACGUCGUGGGCAUGUCGGGCAUCGAGGAGGAACUGCGCGAAGAAGGCAUCUCCUUCCUCGGCGGCACGGCACCCGAAGACAACACGCUUGCUCCCUUCAGCCUCGAGCACUGGACGCCGGACCCCUCUGUGGGAGCCGUCCUGUGCGGCUUGGACACUUCUGUGAACUACACCAAGAUGUCCAAAGCCUUCCAGUACCUCCUCAGCAACCCUGAAUGCAACUUCCUCGCAACGAACGGGGAUAGCACAUACCCCACCGCGCACGGUUUGCUCCCUGGCGCGGGCGCGUGUGCUGCGCCGAUCAGCACCGCACUCGGGCGCGAGCCGCUGAGCAUCGGGAAGCCCGCGGGGACGAUGCUCGAGUGUAUCAAAGCGAAACACAACUUCGAUCCCAAGCGGACGAUUAUGGUGGGAGACCGAUUGAACACGGACAUUGAGUUUGGGAAGAAUGGCGGUCUGUCAACUUUGCUGGUCCUCACGGGAAUCACCAAGGAGCAAGAAGUGUUUGGUCCGAAGCCAUCGUCGACGGUGCCAGACUUUGUGACCCAGUCAAUUGGAGACCUUCGUGCAUUGAUAUGAGGGCUGAAUGGACAGGUUGAACGACAAUACCUAAGCGGAAAACGGAGAUAUCCACGUAGCUGUAGACACUUAUUAGAUACCUUAGCUGUGGAGAAAGUAUUUACGCUAGAGUUUGGCGGUGUAGAGAGUCGUGCGCGUGACGCCCAGUCUAUUGGUUUUUCUUCUUACUCUUCUUCGAGGGCUUCUCGUCGUCCCUCCGAGCGGUGAUACCAAGGUCGACAAGCUCUUUCACGCUACUUACUGUCAGGGCCCAAAGCGACCCAAGGAUGUAGCCCCCAAUUGCACCCCAGGCCGGUGUUAGCGGCCAUGCCUGCCAUGGACGAUCCCAAUCAAGCCCAAUGGGUAUGACGCCAGUCCAGCACCCCAGAAAGGUGCCGACGGCGGGGUAUACGAGCGCGCGUUCCACCGGUGUCCGCGGCAUCAAUUCUGCGAACAGCCGCACCCAGGCCAGUCGUCGGACCAGCGACUCAGUAUCUCCUUUGAACGAGGGAGCUCCGAGGGCAUACACGGGAGUAUAGAUAGUUAAGAGCGCCAGCAUGAGCGACAAAAGAUAAGUCUGCAACAUAAAGCUCGUAGAGUACGCACCGAAUAAGACCAGAACGACAUGGUAUGCGACGGAAACAGCUAGCGUUGCGAGGAUGGCAUAUCCACUUGCGUUCGCCUUCUGGCUGUCCCACUCUUUCUGCUUCAAUUCUCGCUCGGCCUUCUGAGCUUCGGUCUCGAGCAGCUUCCCGUCCUCAGUCUUCGGUAUCGGCGGAAGUGUAGCCCCAAACCUCCACUCGCGCACCCAGCCUGCCCACCAGAGCUGCAAUACAAAGCAGCCAAAACACAUCCAGGCCAGCGUGCGCGCCGGAUUCUCCGUAAGCAUGGCCGUCGCGUCUUUCCGCGGUUUGAGGCGCGCCGCCGAGGGGGAGGAGAGGUCUGCGAACGCGCUGCGCGGCAGGAUCAGUGCGGUAAACGCGAGGAGACUCAUGUGCACGCCGACAACGGAGGUGUACCGCGCGUAGGGGAAAAACGAGGUUGGGACGGGUGCAGAAGCAUCGCUUUGAGGCCGCUGUGUCGAGGUUGGGUCGGGGGAUGCCUUCAUCUUUCCCUUUGCAUCUCUGGCUUUCUGAAUAGCCAUCUUCUGCGUCGCUCAGCUCAAGAUUACUGGCUGUGUGCCUCGCGCGCGCAGGAGGCGAGAUCGGGAGCAGAGUAAGCCAGCUCGGGCGAGCUUGGGCUCGCAUUUCCUGCGUCAUCCUCAGGCGUCAAU